Molecule: messenger RNA, 1851 nt
Organism: Peronospora matthiolae
Lineage: Eukaryota; Oomycota; Peronosporomycetes; Peronosporales; Peronosporaceae
Source: the annotation of a GenBank genome assembly
AUGAAAAAUAACAGCAGCCGUAACAAUAGCAAUGGCCAUUCCAGUCGACGUGGUCCGCGUCGAGAGCAGAAGAAGAACAUGGACUACGAAGCGCGUGUUACCCGCAACGGAGUAUCCGCCAAUCAUCUGCUGAACUUCUCAUUGCCCGAGCGUGAGAAGUCGGUGCAUUCUCAUUAUAAGAAGAAAAAGAAGCAGAGCUCAGUGCCUCGCACGCAGAUGGAAUAUCUUCAUGCGAACUACCGCUUUGUGAUUGCACCACUUGACCCCGAUGCGGUCGUGUCGAUGUGGGACCUUGAAGCUCUUGCUGAGUGGUCCUCGGUGGAACAGGUGCUGCUUUGGUAUGACGUUGAGAGCCCGGAAACUUGUCCGAUCUGCAUGGACACUUUCCGUGCCCCGAAAAUUACAAAAUGUGGCCACAUAUUCUGCUGGCCAUGUAUACUCCGCUACUUGUCGAUGACGGAAAAGUAUUGGCGCCGCUGCCCAAUGUGCUUCGAUUCCGUUCAAAAAGCACAGUUGCGCAGUGCACUACUUCAUCAAUUGCAAAUUCCUCCUCAUGUGGGUUCUGACGCAACUUUCCAAUUGCUGGAGCGUUCGAAGUCCAGCAUGUUUCCCCGUCCUCGUGUACUCCCGUCAACUGGAGCCAUAGGUAAAACGAAUUCGUUAUCGGACGUCGCUGGGUCUGCGGAAAGGAAGCGCUGUCGAAAGUUGCCAAGUGUCAAUGAUGCCGACGCGACGUAUUCUCGCAUCUUGGAGGCAACUUCGGAUUAUUUGCAAGAAAUGCUGUACUCGGAGAUGCGCGAUCUUCAGUCCAUGGAUGCUGAAUUUCGCAGCAGUGGCGACAUCGAAAACCUUCCGUUUGUGGUAGAGGCUUUGCAAUAUACUUCCGAGCGGCUUGCUAAGAGCGGUGAUGCUCGGAAAAACGGAACGCAUCGGUCCAUCACUAUCCCUUGUGCGAAAGGGGAGGUGGAGGAAAGCGGGAGUGGUGACGCGUAUUCGUUCUACCAGAUCGCGAAUGGGACAUACGUGAUUCUUCACCCGUUAAACGUAAAAUGUCUUCUGAAAGAGUUUUCAGACCAGGAGCAGCAGCAGCAACAAGGUGAAAGUACAAACGACGCGCAUCAAACGGAUUUAGAAGCUGUAUGGACCCAAGAGGUAGCAAGCUCAGAGACCGUACGUCCCAAUCGCUACCACCUACUACCAGAACGAAUCAGCGGACGUGUAUUAGACAUCGAGCACAUGGUCAUGGACGACGAAGCGCUGAAGCGGUACCGAUUUUUAAGCCAUCUACCGCGCUUUUGCGAUUUCUACAUUUGCGAGCUCGACUUGAUGUCCCAGCUCUCGCCUUCGACGCUGACCGCGUUUCAAAAUGAACUCAAGAAGCGUUCCAAGCAGCGGAAGCAAAAGUUGAAGCUGCACAGCACGACGACUCCGUUAUCUCCAAUCGCUAAGCGGGACGCGUCAGCGUUUUUACUCGAGCAAGAAGGGACAAUGUGGCCGUCCCCAUACGAACAGGCACUGAUCGAGUCUAUGGAGGAUAUCGCUCUUGAUGAAUUUUCUUCGGACACUGCAGAGCGAGAAAGCCAAUCGUAUGCUUCGGUAGUGGAGGAGCAGCAGCAGUCAUUUGAGAGAGUGACGGAAAACUCUGGAUUGUUUCCUGCACUUGGAGGUGCCUCUACGAGCGACGCCUGGCCUUUUGGCUCAAAUUCAAUCGUAUUUGGCUCGCCGUCUGCGUGGGGCAGUGCGUCCAGCGGUCCACCAGCAGUAGCAUGGACGCCUGGCAAGAAGAAGAAAGGAGCGGGCAAGAAAGGCGUAUCGCUGUUUUCAACCACGCAGCGCCGUUCGUAUCGCUAA